AUGUCGUCCUACACGCCCCUGCCGGUCGAGCUGGGCGAGUCUAGCAGCGCUGCGAGAUCUGAUCCGCGCCAGGGUCGACCGGACUCGUCGUUACUCUCGAGGUUGCUGGUCGUGCCGGACCCGUUUUCGCCGCCCGUUGAAUGGCACGGCUCGCGGGACGGGGCGGACGAGAGUAGCGAUAGCGGGAUUGACGAGGACGAGUACGAUGAGAAGGCUGGACAGAGGACGGGGGGGAGGAGAGACGUCGAGGGCGCAGGCGAGGACGAGGAGGAGGAAGAUCUUGGCUGGACCGAGGGGUUGUUGAGCGGGAAGAAGACCAAAGGGACAGAAGCGCGCAAGCGCCGCCUACUCCUCCUCGCCCUCCUCCCGACCUCCCUCAUCCUCCUCUCCCUCGUCCUCUUCUCUACACUCUCCCCAUAUACCAGCAUCUCCACCUCAUCACUCCUGAAAAGCGACGGAGCACAUACCUAUGUCGGCGAAGCGGGAAAGAAGGUGAUGAGUUUGGACGAGUUGAGGAACGGGACUUUCUGGACGGAGAAGGUGGAAAUCGAGUGGUUGGCGGAAGCCGGCGACGGCGUCUACUCGCAAAAAACUCAUUCAGGCUCCAUACUCCUAACCGACCUGAACGCCAAUUCAUCGCGGAUCUUGGUCGAGGGGAACGAUGUGCGAGAUCCUCGAGGUAGGAAGCUCGACUGGGCGCAGUUCAAGCUCAGCGCGGAUGGGAAGGUCGUCUUGUUCAACACGGACUGGACCAAGGUCUGGCGCCACUCCACUCUGAGCAACUUCCACCUCUUCCCCCUCACCUCGUCCUCUCCCCGCGCCCUCCCUCUCUUCUCCCCGUCCUACCCUCCGAAAACCUUUACAGCCCACUUCUCCCCAACUUCGCACCACCUUGCAUUCGUGCACGAGAACGAUUUGUGUGUUCUGCCCGCGGGGGAGUGGGAUGCUGCGGAGCGUGAGGGGGGAGAGGUAGGUGAGCGGGCGGUGAGGGUUACGAAGGAGGGGAGUAGGGUGAGGAUGAGUGGACGACCGCCGUGGGUUUACGAAGAGGAGAUCUUCUCCUCCGACUCGACCCUCUACUGGUCCCCUUCCUCGUCGUACCUCGCUUUCCUCUCGUUCAACGAAUCCGACGUACCAAUCUAUGAGUACCCGGUGUACAACUCGAAUCCGAACGAGGUUGGAGGGGAAGAGUAUCCAGGAAAGGUGGAGGUGCCGUAUCCCAAGGCCGGGUACCCCAAUCCGCUCGUCUCAAUCCACAUCUUCUCCCUCACGCACUACCUCUCCCUCCCCCGCUCCUCUUCCGCCUCCUCCCUCCUCACUCUCACACUCCCCUUCACCGACCUCCCCGCCGCAGACGCAGUCAUCACCGAAGUCGCGUGGGUGUCCGAGGAGGAGGUGCUCGUGAGAGUGACGGAUAGGGAGGCGAGGAGGGAGAGGGUGGUUCUGUGGGAUCUUGAGGGGGUGUGGGUGGAGGGAAGGGAGGGGGAGGGGGCGAGGGAGGUAAGGGGACGGGUUGUGAGGGAUGUGGAUUGGGUGAAGAGGGAUGGAGGGUGGGCAGAGGCGUCACAAACCAUCGUCCCGCUCCUUUCGCCCUCCUCCUCUGCUCCCAUCCCCCCUUACCCACCCGGCUACCUCGACAUCGUCCCCUCCCCCUCGGGCUACAACCACAUCGCGUAUUUCUCGCCCGCUGAUGCGGAGGAACCGGUGUUCCUGACGGAUGGGGAGUGGGAGGUGGACGGGAAGAUCGAGAGGGUCGAUUUACAGAGGGGAUGUGUCUACUUCAUCGCCGCCCGCCCCUCGACCUCCCGACACCUCCUUACCGUUCCCAUCCCCCGCUCGUUCCUCGAACUCGAGUCGCUUCGAUCCGGUCGCUCGAAGAUGACCGAGCCGAAGUCGUUGACGGAGGUGAAUGGAGAGGACGGGUAUCAUAGCGUCAGUGUGAGCCCGGGCGGAGGGGUUUGGUUGGUCAACUACGAGGGACCCGGCGUACCCUGGCAAAAGCUCUUCAAGGCCGACGACGCCUCCUUCUCCCUCACCCUGACCGACAACGCCGCCCUCUCUUCCCUCGACGCGCAGUACCAGCACGCGAACCUCGUCUACUCGACGCUGGCGAUUCCGACGGGUGAGAAGAGGAGGGGCGAGGACGAGACGGUUGAAGUGAAUGUGGUUGAGAUGAGGCCGCCUGGGAUGGACGAGAGUGGGAGAACGCAUUAUCCGGUGUUGUUUCAAGUCUACGGCGGUCCGAACUCGCAAAUGGUCAACACUCGCUGGCAACGCGACUUCCAGCACUACCUCACGACUCAGCACAACUACAUCGUCGUCCGGAUCGACCCACGCGGAACCGGUUUCCGCGGUCGAAAGUUCCGCACGGCUGUGAGGGGACGCUUAGGGGAGCUCGAGGCGAGAGAUGUGGUCGAGACGGCGAGGAGGUGGGCUGCCAAGCGGUAUGUGGAUGAGAAGAGGAUCGGGGUGUGGGGAUGGUCCUACGGCGGCUUCCUCACUUCCAAGAUCAUCGAGGCAAACUCGUCCGUCUUCUCGCUCGGCAUGGCGGUUGCGCCCGUUACCGACUGGAGACUCUACGACUCGCUCUACACCGAGCGCUACAUGUUCACGCCAGCGCACAACCCGGUCGGGUAUGCGAACAGCUCGGUGCACGAGAUGGACGGGUUCAAGCACGCUCACUUUGCGCUGGCGCAUGGGUCGGGCGACGAUAAUGUACACUUCCAGCAGUCGGCGCUCUUGCUCGACCGCAUGACAAUGGCUGAAGUCCGCGACUUCCGCUUCCGCAUGUUCACCGACUCGGACCACUCGAUCAGCACGCGCAACGCCUACUGGGAACUGAUGCGCUGGCUCGAGUCCUUCCUCAUCGAGAAGUUUGGCGAAGGAGGACGACCGAAGACCCGGACGCAGUUGAAGACGGAGCAUGGAGCGGUGCCAGAUCCUGCGUUGGGCUUGGGUGACCGCGAGAAGGAACGUGAGAAGGAGUAG
Rhodotorula toruloides NP11 is the source of this 2988-nucleotide messenger RNA. RefSeq names its product dipeptidyl aminopeptidase. The transcript is spliced from 16 exons. Gene Ontology annotation, biological process: proteolysis. Lineage: Eukaryota; Fungi; Basidiomycota; Microbotryomycetes; Sporidiobolales; Sporidiobolaceae. The coding region runs from base 1 to 2988 and encodes 995 amino acids. The record is from RefSeq and is a predicted model, not a curated record. Gene Ontology annotation, molecular function: dipeptidyl-peptidase activity; serine-type peptidase activity.